UGUCAAACCCCAUUCCCUCGCGCAGCCGUCGUCAACACCACUGAGGAAGUAACGAGAAGCUAACCUUGCACUCGAAAACGAAUUGCUACCGCCAAUACAGUGUUUACUAGUUGUAUUAAGUUACCCGAAGUUAACAUUAUUGCCAAGGUAACCGACUGCCUUUGUCCGGCUUUCACUUGGCAUGGAGUGAAAGGGGAAAAUGUUUAGGAGUUGCCGCUCCUUGCUAACUUCUAAGCUAGCAGGCUAACGAUCAGCUGUUGUUUUGGUCGGAGAGCUAGCUAGCUAGCUAGCUGGCCAACAAGCCACACUGCAUAGCAUUACAGAAGUCUGCGAUACCAGCGUUGCCACACCAGAUUUCCUCAUUUCCUGUCGAAAGACGUGAAGUACUAGGAUGGUUGAUGGCGACAAAUAAAGGCGUACCACCCUGACAGACUAAUCAGCGGUCAGCCAGUCAGCUGGUGUCCGGCCAGGCGUCAACUCCGUGUGGGAUCGAUCCACCCAUCAGAGGGGUCUGUAACUGAAUCGGCAACAUUGCUUCAAGAUGCAUGACGCGUAUGAACCAGUGCCUAUUUUGGAGAAGCUUCCUCUUCAGAUUGACUGUCUCGCGGCCUGGGAGGACUGGCUGCUCGUGGGAACAAAGCCAGGGCAUCUUCUUCUCUACCGGAUAAAGAAGGAUGCAGGCACCAACCGUUUCGAGGUGACACUGGAAAAAUCCAAUAAGAACUUCUCAAAGAAGAUUCAGCAGCUCUACGUUGUCUCUCAGUACAAAAUUCUUGUCAGUCUUCUAGAGAACAACAUCCACGUCCAUGACCUCCUCACCUUCCAGCAGAUCACGGUGGUGUCCAAAGCCAAAGGAGCCACGCUCUUUGCCUGUGACCUGCAGCAAACCAGCGCAGGAGAGGAAAGGUUGAGAAUGUGUGUCGCAGUGAAGAAGAAACUCCAGCUGUAUUACUGGAAGGACAGAGAGUUCCACGAGCUGCAGGGGGACUUUGGUGCACCAGAUAUUCCAAAGUCCAUGGCUUGGUGUGAAAACUCCAUAUGUGUUGGUUUCAAGCGAGACUAUUACCUCAUUCGGAUGGAUGGCCGUGGCUCCAUCAAGGAGCUCUUCCCCACUGGGAAACAGUUGGAGCCUCUGGUUGCCCCACUGGCUGAUGGGAAGGUGGCUCUUGGCCAGGAUGACCUAACCGUAGUGCUAAAUGAAGAGGGCGUUUGCACCCAGAAGUGUGCCCUGAACUGGACCGACAUCCCUAUAGCAAUGGAGCACCAGCCUCCGUACAUCAUAGCGGUUCUCCCUCGGUACGUGGAGAUCCGGACGUUUGAGCCGAGGCUGCUGGUGCAGAGUGUGGAGCUGCAGAGGCCACGCUUCAUCACCUCAGCAGGGCAAAAUAUUGUGUAUGUUGCCAGCAACCACUUUGUGUGGCGCCUGGUGCCCGUGUCAAUAGCCACCCAGAUCCGGCAGCUUCUUCAGGACAAGCAGUUUGAGCUGGCUCUGCAGCUGGCGAAGAUGAAGGAUGAUUCGGAUGGUGAUAAGAAGCAGCAGAUACAUCACAUCCAGAAUCUCUAUGCCUUCAAUCUGUUCUGCCAGAAGAGAUUUGAUGACUCCAUGCAGGUGUUUGCCAAACUGGGCACAGACCCCACCCAUGUGAUUGGCCUGUACCCAGACCUGCUCCCGUCAGACUACCGCAAACAGCUGCACUACCCUAACCCUCUGCCUACUCUGUCCGGUGCAGAGCUAGAGAAGGCUCAUCUCGCUCUCAUCGAUUACCUCACCCAGAAACGCAGCCACCUUGUGAAACAGCUCAAUGACUCUGACCCUUCUACAACGUCUCCGCUCAUGGAGGGCACGCCUACUAUUAAAAGCCGCAAAAAGCUCCUGCAGAUCAUCGAUACCACCCUGCUGAAAUGUUACCUACACACCAACGUGGCCCUGGUGUCGCCUCUCCUUCGUCUGGAAAACAACCACUGCCACAUCGAGGAGAGCGAGUACGUCCUGAAGAAGGCCCAUAAAUACAGCGAGCUCAUCAUUCUCUAUGAGAAGAAAGGCCUGCACCAGAAAGCUCUGCAGGUGCUGCUGGACCAGUCCACCAAGGCCAACUCUCCCCUGAAGGGCCAUGAGCGAACGGUCCAGUACCUUCAAAGACUGGGAGUGGAGAAUUUGGGAAUAAUCUUUGAGUUUUCUCCCUGGGUGUUGAAGAUCUGUCCUGAGGAUGGCUUGAAGAUCUUCACCGAGGACCUGACAGAGGUGGAGACUCUGCCCAGAGACAAGGUGCUGAACUUUCUGAAGGAAGGCUUUAAGGAGCUUGCCAUCCCAUAUUUGGAGCACAUCAUUUACGUGUGGGAUGAUAAGGGCCCAGAGUUUCACAAUGUGCUGAUCCAGCUGUACCUGGAGAGGGUCCAAGGCCUCAUGAAACAGUACCUCAACUCCCUGCCUGAAGGAGUUCCAGCUGUUGCUGCAGGGAAGGAGGAAGGGGAUCUGGGAGAGUUCAGGAACAAGCUGCUGUCGUUCCUGGAUAUUUCAACCAGCUAUGAACCAGCCAGACUCAUCAGUGACUUUCCCUUCGAUGGUCUGCUGGAGGAACGGGCUCUGCUGCUGGGUCGGAUGGGUAAACAUGAGCAGGCGCUCUUCAUCUAUGUGCACAUCCUGAGAGACACGCGCAUGGCUGAAGAAUACUGCCACGGCCAUUACAACAGUUUAGUCGAAGGGAAUAAAGAUGUUUAUCUGUCCUUGCUACGAAUGUACCUGUCACCUCCCGACGUCCACUGCCUGGGGCCCAUCAAGAUGGAGUUGUCGGAGCCUCAGGCCAACCUGCAGGCGGCCCUGCAUGUCUUGGAACUGCACCACAGCAAACUCAACACAACCAAGGCCAUCAAUCUGCUCCCAGCAAACACCCAGAUCCGAGAGAUCCAGGUCUUCCUGGAGAGCGUCCUGGAGGAGAGGGCGCAGAGGAAGCGCUGCAACCAGGUGCUGAAGAGUCUGCUGCAGGCCGAGUUCCUCAGGGUGCAAGAGGAGCGGAUCUUCCACCAGCAGGUUAAAUGUGUCAUUACAGAGGAGAAGACCUGCAGAGUCUGCAAGAAGAAAAUAGGAAACAGUGCGUUUGCCAGGUAUCCCAACGGCGUGGUGGUGCAUUACUUCUGCUGUAAAGACCGCAGCGCGUGUCCCACUGAGCAGUAACAACUGUCUACUCAUUCAUAAUCCCCUCUCACUCUCUGGAUGCCAAUGCUGGGACAACUUUGAACUAGAAAUGCAAUGAGAAGGAUGGAGGUGCUCGAGUUAAAUGCCAGGCUGUGGCACCCAACAGAACUACAAGUGCGGGCAAUUUUAACCUUGGGCACAGUUGUUGUUGACGUCCCACUCUGGCCGCUGGGCAGAACAAGACCUCUCUCUGAAAUCAAAGGCUAAGACUUUCUUUCUCUCUGUGCAUGGAGUAGCAGGAGGAAUGUCCCGGGUCGCUCGGCAGGAGGGGAGAAAUAAGGACAACGAGGGGGUUAGAGUGUGACAUUUGAAAAGCACGUGUCACUGUAACGCUAGAAGGGAUUCCCUUCACGUCACCUCGGAAGAAAACGGGCUAAUGACUGAUGCCCAGAGGAAGAGGAGUUGUUGCUCGUCCUCACCAUGAGAUGAUCCCAAGCCUUGGUUUUA
Molecule: messenger RNA, 3640 nt
Organism: Etheostoma spectabile (orangethroat darter)
Lineage: Eukaryota; Metazoa; Chordata; Actinopteri; Perciformes; Percidae
Gene: vps39
Product: VPS39 subunit of HOPS complex
Exons: 24
Coding region: 542-3172 (876 amino acids)
Biological process (GO): intracellular protein transport; autophagy; vesicle-mediated transport
Cellular component (GO): membrane; cytoplasm
Molecular function (GO): protein binding
Source: RefSeq, a predicted model, not a curated record